AUGGCCUCUCUCGAAGUCACGGUCAUAGGCGUUGCAUCACGCGCGUCUUUCAUGGCGUUGCCUUCGGAGACUCUCACCAUGGUUCUGUCAUAUCUGGAUUUUGAGUCUCUUAAAGCGGUCGCCCUUGUGUGUACCGGUAUUCGAGGUAUGGCGGCUCGUCUGUUGUACCGCUAUUUAGUUAUACGGUGGAAUAGGAGUGUGGGAUUUCCUGUCGCGCGCUUUGAGGCUCUUCUUACAUCAUCCGAUUAUGCCCUCAGUAACAUCAAAAGGAUUGACGUAAUUCAAGACACUGAGGAGAAUCAAGCCGGUGCCACCCGACUGGUUCCACCGGCUGGCCUGAAGCCGGGCGAGGACCUCCUCCUUAGGUUGCUGUUAUGGAGGUUGAAACCAAAUCAACUCAGAAGUAUUAGCCUCUCCUCGGUAGAGGGAGUUGGGGCUGAUACUGCAGCAUUGUUAUUCAAGAAUCAAAGAAACCUAACCCAAUUAGAUUUGUCGAUCAUGAACGAAGUUGUCGACAUCUUGCCGUUCGCGUUCAAAAUCAACAACCUCGAAUCGUUCGGCUUCCAUCUUGGAGAAAAAGAGGUCGCUGUAUCCAGGGCCUUCGCAUUUAUGUAUCACGUGCUGAAACGAAACUGCGAUACCAUAAAAAGCCUAUACCUCUCAUUUAAUGAGAAGAGCGAACUCUAUAAGGAAUUGGAAAGAGAUUCGUCGACUAGUGUGAAUACUCAAAACCAAUACGACAGCGCUACCGCUCAGAUCCUAAGAUUGUUUGUUGGGGACCCGAGGAGCGAAGGCGAUUUGAUACACUUUCGAGCGCUUCGUCAACUGCGAUUGCAGCGGCUCCCCAGCUUCGGGGCGAUAUUUAGUAUGGGAGGGCCAACUCUUACUGAGCGACUCAAUCUCAACAAUAUAGUUCUUAUUCGAAUAGAUCAUUGCAAUGGCGCGGAUCCCCUGAUAAGGGAUAUUGCUGGGAAGGUACCACACAUUCGUGUUCUUCAGCUAAUCCAUUCCUGUGAAUGGGCAACGAUAGAGUCAGUGCUGGCAGAGUUACCUCCUUUGGAAGUACUACACGUCAAAUUCACAGAUGGCAAAGCUCUUGGGUCCCAGAUCAACCUCAACAUCUUCGACCGACACAGAGACAGUGUUCGAAGUAUGUGGCUGGAGUGCCUAUCGCCUGACUCCGAUGUCCGAGCUUACACUAUAAUAUGCAUAAUUCAACUUUUCAAAGCUGGCACUCGUUAUCAGACAUGGCCGAAGCUGAAAGAGCUCGCUUUACAAACCGAUGAUUACGGCUUCAUGGGCCCGUAUUUCAGCACACUACGAUACAUCCGUAUACUUCCAACCCGUGCUCGGCAAAUUCGAAACCUCACAUCUGAGAAAGAAGCUGCUAUUAGGAACUGCGACAGGUAUUUGCAGUUGGCUUAUGGCUUACAAAAAAGGAUCCCGACCUUGGAGGUGAUUGCAGUCACGGCAUCAAAUGGCCUUAAUUCCGGUCCCGCGCAGGUAUAUUACUUUGUGGUAGAAUUUGUCCGGACGAAGCUAGGCAACUAUGCGCCGGUUGUAUCAACAGCAAAUGCCCACCAGAUCCGAACCCUUUUCAAGGGAUUGGAUUUAAUGGAGUUCGAGAGGGGUGAGAGAAUUUGGAGUGAUGUUGACGGUGAAAUGCUAGCUUAG
Molecule: messenger RNA, 1674 nt
Organism: Orbilia oligospora ATCC 24927
Lineage: Eukaryota; Fungi; Ascomycota; Orbiliomycetes; Orbiliales; Orbiliaceae
Exons: 5
Coding region: 1-1674 (557 amino acids)
Molecular function (GO): protein binding
Source: RefSeq, a predicted model, not a curated record